Molecule: messenger RNA, 2358 nt
Organism: Chelonoidis abingdonii (Abingdon island giant tortoise)
Lineage: Eukaryota; Metazoa; Chordata; Testudines; Testudinidae
Source: RefSeq, a predicted model, not a curated record
AAACAAAUUCUUAGUCUAAUAAAAAUAUUUCCAUAUUCUAUUAAACAAACAAAAAAACAGGGCAAGCAGAUGGUCUUAAGUACAAGUUUGCAUUGUGUGCAACACAAAAAAAAGUUUCUGGACCGAGAACCUAAAAGUGAAACUGACCAUAAGGAAAAGAGAAAUUGACUUAAUUGAAUUUAUGUUCCAGUACUCUGAUGCUAUGCUGAGCUUAGUAUAAAUAUUGGGAGAAUGCAGAAAUGGAGAAAGUGAACAGCAUAAAUAGAGAACAGUAAACUAGAUUUUAAAAAUUCUUUCAGCUUUAAUAAUCUUAGGUCAUGGUGGCAAGAGAGGUGCAGUUAUUUGUUAGCGCAGUUCAUUUUUAAGGAAAAAGUCAGUGUUCCUGCAAUCUGAUCAUAGGUAAUUCUGAUCUUUAGUAAUGUCCAAUACUCAGUUUGCUGCUCAGGGAUUACUUUUGUUUACUGGACUAUUGUCACAAGACUGUAAUACUCCAUGAAAAAUAAAUACCAUGUUUACUUCUCAUGACACAUACUUAGCACUUUAUUAAACCUGUUUUCAAAGACUCUCACAACUCUUUGUGAACCACUACUUUGGAGCCAUUCUCUUCUCUGCCUGCACCAACACCCGUGUAUCGUAAGUGGCGGUGCCCAUUUUGCUAAUGUAUCAAUUGGCUCUCCAACGGUCACUCAGUGAGUCAAUAACAGAGUCCAGAAUAGAUCCUGGGUGUCAAAUUCACAGCUAAUAUAAGUGGUAUCUGAAAUCAGUGCAGCUGCAGCCACCUCUGCUAGUGGUAAAUUUAACCUUGGGCUCCUGACUCCCAGCCUUAUGCACGAACGCUGACACUGUCAGCUCAAAUGGGGCAGCCUGGCUUUACUAACUUCACUGUUUUGAAGCUUUCUUCAUCAAAUAAUCCAUUUAAGAUGCUUGCCUGGAUGUGUGCAACGUUCUUCGUGCCAUCAUCCUGCCUCAUGGAAGGCUGGCUUAUGACAUCAUAAUUGUUUCACAGUAGCAAGUGUUAUGGAAACUUUAGAGACUUAAUUGAGCCAUGGAGGGAAGUGAAGAACCAGGUCACCUCCCUGCAGAUACAAAAUGUCUGCUGUCCUAUUUGAAAGGAAAAUAGCCAAGCAUAUAAAUUGUUAUAUUAAAAUAUUUACCAGUUUGCCUUUUAACUCUUGGUGUUCUGAUGGCAAUGAGGUCAAAAGCUUAUCUUUGUGAUCUUGGAGAUUUGGGGAAUGCUUUAAAUUUCAGGGUACAAAUAUGUAAGACAGUACUCCUCACGUACAUGCGUUUCACUUCAAGUCCUUGUUCUUGGAGGAUUUCACGUAUGUGGGGAAUUAGUUCACAAAGAUUCUGCUGCUGGAAUUUCAGUAUUACGUAGGAUGAACACUUAUGAAGAAUGAUUUGCACUUGUUGGACUACUAACUGCCAGUGGCUUAGAAGUGGCUUAUAAAAUUGACUAUGCAGAGAUGAAAACCUUGGAAAACAGCUUAAUCUGUGGGACAUUAGCUUUUGGUUUCUAUCUGCCUUUGUUGGCAGCUUCCCUUGAGACAGUUACCAUCCCAGAGCAGCUGAAGUCAGCAGUUGCUAAGGUUUUGGUCAGCACCACAUCCUGCAGUGUCACCUGUGGCCUGGGCUUCAAGGUGGAGGAGAUAUGUCAGAUUGAUCCGCAUGGGAAAAGGAGUCAUUGUAACUUCCGCAGGUCAGACUGCCUGACCAACUGGAUCUGUGGGUUACUCCAUUUCACUGUCCCCAUUGGCAAACCAUUUAAGCUCAGCUGCCUGACCUCUGAGAUGAUUGGUGUUGGCAGCCAGGCCUUUAUCUACACCUGGAGGCUUGCCAGAGGCAUCAUCACCACAGAUGAUCUGCUUUUCAAACCUUUCAAGACCCCAAGCUAUGUCAUCAAACUUUCCCCUGCCAAGGAAUCUGAUGCAGGGACUUACAGGUGUGAUGUGCAGCUGAUGAAGACAUUCAAACUUGUCAAGAGGAUCUACUUUGGGCUUAGAGUGAUCCCUAAUGAUUUAGUGAACCUGAACUUUCAAAAAUCCUUGACUCUGGAACAGAAACUAGCAGCAAAUGAAAAGGAAGGAAACCAACAGAAUGACACCAGUGUCAUAGUACAAUGGCAUCAGCAGUCUUGGCAAAGAAGGGCCUUGUUGGUGUUCCUAAUAGGAAUUGGAAGUGGGGUAGCAGGUGGUGUGUUGGUGGGCACAAUUCUCUACUUUUUGCUGGAGGCUCGAAGGAAAAAUAGAGCCACAGAAGAGUGAACUGCUUUUUAAUGUGGUCUCUUCCGACAGAGGGCUUAUUGCAAUGCUUAUACUGUCUUAGUGGCAGUAUUUCAAACUGAUGUAGGUAUGUGAU